Molecule: messenger RNA, 1239 nt
Organism: Phytophthora infestans T30-4
Lineage: Eukaryota; Oomycota; Peronosporomycetes; Peronosporales; Peronosporaceae
Product: ATP-binding Cassette (ABC) Superfamily
Exons: 6
Coding region: 1-1239 (412 amino acids)
Source: RefSeq, a predicted model, not a curated record
AUGGCUGCUAUCUACGUGGUGCUCAUGAUCUUGUCGGGUCUUGCACUUGAAUUCCUCCGCUACGAACCCCCCGAAAAUUUCGACGUGUCCGAGAAGCCCAUCAAGGACGAAACCUACACGAGGAUGGAGACGCCCAAGAACAACAUAUCAGCGGCGACGGAGGACUGUGUUGUGGACUUUCAGUCGACCGCUCAGGAGAAGAACUUCGUGCCAGUGACCAUGGCUUUACAAGACCUUCACUACUUCGUGCUGGAUCCCCACAACCCCAAGGAAUCUCUCGAGCUGCUAAAGAAUAUCAACGGGUUUGCUGUGCCCGGGUCCAUCACGGCUCUCAUGGGCUCGUCGGGUGCAGACAAGACGGCGUUGAUGGACGUGAUCGCAGGACGUAAGACUGGCGGGAAGAUCACCGGCAUAAUCCUGUUGAACGGCUACGAAGCGAACGACCUCUCCAUCCGUCGGUGCACGGCUACUCCGAGUAUCAUCUUCCUGGACGAGCCUACCAGUGGACUGGACGCUCGAUCGGCGAAGCUUAUUAUGGACGGUGUUCGCAAGGUGGCGGACUCGGGACGUACCAUCACUUGCACGAUCCACCAGCCGUCAGCCGAAGUGUUCUACUUGUUCGAUAGUCUGCUGCUGCUGAAGCGUGGAGGCGAGACGGUGUUCUGCGGAGACUUGGGCCGCGAUUGCUGUAACUUGAUCGAGUACUUCGACGGUAUCCCGGGGGUGUCUUCCCUCCCUCUUGGCUACAAUCCCGCGACGUGGAUGCUGGAAUGUAUUGGCGCCGGUGUGAACAACGCGGCGGGUAACCAGACGGACUUCGUGAACUACUUCAACGGCAGUGCGCUGAACAACUCGGCGACGCAGAUGAAGUUUGUCGUGACCCGAUUCAUCCAGAUGUACUGGCGAACUCCGAGCUACAACCUCACGCGCAUGAUCCUCGUUGUGCUCCUCGCACUGGUCAUCGGUCUCGUGUUUAUCGACGCUGACUACGCGUCGUACACGGGUCUCAACUCGGGUGUCGGAAUGGUCUACAUGGGUGGCCAGAAAGGUUGGGAAGGCGUCCACGAUCAUGACGCCGAGCUGACACACGACCCACGAGCUUUGGAUUGGACUGGAACCAGACACGAAAACCAGCGAAAAGAUAUGGCAAAGAAGCGGAAGGCGAUCACCUGGUACCAGGUCGCGGUGCUGCACCAGGUCAGCGUCGUCCUUAUCAUCCAGCACGUUCUCGAGUGCUAG